Molecule: messenger RNA, 2758 nt
Organism: Daldinia decipiens
Lineage: Eukaryota; Fungi; Ascomycota; Sordariomycetes; Xylariales; Hypoxylaceae
Product: Indigoidine synthase A like protein-domain-containing protein
Exons: 5
Coding region: 161-2518 (785 amino acids)
Molecular function (GO): pseudouridylate synthase activity
Source: RefSeq, a predicted model, not a curated record
CUUGAUGUCGAAGGGCGCGCACUACUUUCACACGACAUCCGAUUCGGUAUUGGACGGGAAGUAUUACACAUAAUAUGAUGUAUAUUUAAGUGUGAAUAUAGUUUCCCCCCUGAGGUUUAAGAAUAUCAAGAUCGAUCAUAGGAGUCAAACCCUAUCCGCAAUGAGUUUACUACGUCGGUCAUGGCUCUUAGCUAGGGGCUCUCACAGCUGUACCAAUCAGUGGACUUCGUUUGCUCAUGUCCAUCGAAGGCCAUGUUCUAGCUCAAAAAAACUAGAGCGAAUAUCAGCUCUGAAGAACCUCCUUAAAGUAUCUGAGGAAGUCACCGAUGCACUAGCUACGAAUAAGCCCGUGGUGGCCCUUGAAUCAACUAUAUAUACCCAUGGAGCCCUGGGUAAUGACUUGGACUUGGAGGGUAUUGUUCGACGAAAUGGCGGCAUACCUGCUGUGGUUGGUAUCCUGGGAGGUGUGCCUACGGUUGGCCUCCUGCCCCAUGAAAUAACUCGCAUUGUCGAGGGAUCGCCGAAGAAGGUAUCGCGACGGGAUAUAGCCUAUCUGGUUGGUAUGGGCAUUGCGGGAAAUAAGAUUAAUGGAGGGACGACCAUUGCUGGUACCAUGAUUCUGGCAAGGCUUGCUGGGAUUCAAGUUUUUGGAACCGGUGGCCUUGGUGGCGUGCACCGUGGAGGCCACGAUUCGCUUGAUAUCUCUGCUGAUCUUACCGAGCUCGGUAGAACGAGGAUGGCGGUCAUUAGCAGUGGCUGUAAGGGAUUCCUGGAUAUUCCUAGGACCCUAGAGUACCUAGAAACCCAGGGAGUGCUUGUGUCAACGUUCUCGGACGGUCGAAGUGGUGCUGUGGACUUCCCUGCUUUCUGGGCAAGGGAUAGUGGUAUCAAAAGCCCAUCUGUUGUGCAGGAUGAGAAACAGGCCGCUGCCAUGAUCUUAGCGCAAGAGAAACUAGGCAUUGAAUCAGGACUGCUGUUUGCAAAUCCGAUACCAGAAGAUUUUUCCAUCCCCCGAGAUGAGAUGAACGCGGUUAUUGAGCAGGCGGUCAGCGAAUCAACACAGCAGGGCGCUCUUGGCAGCGAAAACACGCCCUUCAUCUUGAGGAAGAUUAGGGAGCUUACAGGCGAGAGAAGCGUAUUGGCGAAUAAAGUACUGGUACAGGCAAAUGUAGAGCGAGCUGCUAAGAUAGCUGUUGCGCUCUCACAGCUUACUGCAGGCGAAUCUGUACAGUCUCAUAAAUCGAUGAAGAAGCAAGGCGGAUUUAUUCCCCUUGAGAGCGAGAUCAAUCCAUUUGACGAAAUGCAAAGAGAAACAGAGACCACCUCUCAAGCAGACAUAUUAGUUGCCGGCUCUGUGGCAAUAGACCUAAGUUGUGACUAUGUAGGUGAAGACUCAUUAGAGAACCCUACUCCUCACUUGCAUACAUCAAACCCGGCUCAUAUUGGCCAAUCUAUUGGAGGCGUCGGUCAUAAUGUAGCACUUGCAGCCCAGAGGGCCUUACAAAUUCCUAAAGUGAAACUUUGUAGCAUGGUUGGUGAUGACCUGGCUGGAUCAACCGUGCUAUCGUCUCUAAGGGCAAGCGGCAUGGAUACAUCUUACGUCAAGCAACUUAGUCGCGAGCAUUACCCAGCUAGUCGGACUGCCCAGUACGUAGCUGUCAACGAUACUAACAAGAACUUGGUCCUCGGUAUGGCAGAUAUGGGUAUUUUUACGGCCCAGUCGUUUUCAGAAUACUGGAAUUCUGCAGUGAAAGAAUCUAGGCCUAAGUGGCUCAUAGUAGACGGGAACUGGGCUGAGCGUGACAUUCGAGCUUGGGUACGAGCUGGCAAGCAGAACCAGGCUCACGUGAUAUUCGAGCCUGUGUCAAAGGAGAAGUCUACGAGGUUGUUUUGCAAAGAGAAAGGUCUUGAGAGUUUGGGUGUCUUUCCUAACCCUGGCGUUGAUUUGAUUACUCCUAACCAAUACGAACUGGCAGCUAUGCACGCAGCUGCGCAGCGCAACGAAUAUUUCGACGAUCCGCGGUGGUGGGAGACUAUCGACACCUUCGGCAUGAUGGGAGCUCGAGAUCGCUUUGUUAAAAUUACAUCUCCUGAUAUGACGGAUGCUGGCAUUCCACAACAGGCCAUACAACUUCUUCCGUAUAUUCCCACUAUCAUAACGAAGCUUGGGAGUCAUGGUGCCUUGUUGACAGCUAUUCUGGGGAAGAACGAUCCUCGCCUGAUAGACCCGGCGUACGAUAGGUUUAUUCUCUCGAGGAGUUUCAAUGACCACCCAGAAAUUGGAGGCGUCUACAUGAGACUAUUCCCAGCGGCUGAACAGGUGGAGGACAUUGUGUCAGUGAACGGAGUUGGCGACACAUUUCUCGGUGUGCUAGUUGCAGGCUUAGCACAGGGAGGCAAUGUCGAGAAUCUCAUCAAUGUGGCUCAAAAAGGGGCGACCUUAACACUUCGCAGCCAUCAGUCUGUAAGUGAGAAUCUGGGGAUAUUAAGGGGCGAACUAAUUGCUGCCGCUUCUUAACCGUGAUAGAUCACCUAAACUACUUUAAACGAAUUGUUGUACUAGAGUUAUAUUUAGAAGAAGGAAUCAUGAAAAGGGGAGGUAUAGAGAAUACCUCGUUGUAUAUACCUACCUACCUAGGUACCUAUGUAUUUCUAUCGCGAGAGUGAAUAAAAGGGGGACCGGUACGUACCGAAGCUGCAGGGUUAGGUACCUACCUAUGUAGUAGCACUAGACAGUGGGGCCAUCUGUAAGGCUACU